Nannospalax galili (Upper Galilee mountains blind mole rat) is the source of this 1338-nucleotide messenger RNA. It is a transcript of the gene Fam81b, whose product is annotated as family with sequence similarity 81 member B. The annotation marks the transcript as partial. The record is from RefSeq and is a predicted model, not a curated record. The transcript has 11 exons. NCBI's taxonomy places the organism in Eukaryota, Metazoa, Chordata, Mammalia, Rodentia, Spalacidae.
ACCAAAAACUAGAGCUGGGAAUCAAGCUUCAUGAGUUCAGAUACAGAUGUAAACAAAAGUGCCUCCCUGCCUGCCGAAGAACAGCCGGAUGAACCUGAUGGCCCCUUUCCUGGCUCACCCAGUGACCAAGAAAAGAAAGUAAGAUUUUCUCCUGCCAAAAUGUCAACCAAGAACUCUACAGACCUAGUUGAAUAUGUUACAAAAAGUCCUCCUCUUCUGCCUGUCAUUCCAAACAACCAGACAAAUCAACUAGAAGGCAGACUGAAUAACCAGGAGCGCACCAUAGCCUUCCUCCUUAAACAAGCCUUCCGCAUCAAGGAAGAUAUCUCUGCCUGCCUCCAGGGGACCCAGGGCUUUCGAAAAGAAGAAUCUCUUGCCAGGAAGUUACUAGAAAGUCACAUCCAGACCAUCACUAGCAUAGUCAAGAAACUCAAUCAAAACAUUGAGAUCCUAGAAGACCAAAUAAGAAUCCGAGAUCAGGUGGCCAGAGGAACUAAUUCUGCAGUGCAGGAUAUUAACAUCAAACACAUGCAAGGAGUUGGAGACCUUCGGGGAAGAGUAGCCAGAUGUGAUUCAAGCAUUGUGAAACUUUCUGGAGACAUUCAUUUCAUCAGGCAUGAGUACCGGCAAAUUGAAAGGGCAGUCCAAGAGCUCAUGUCUACCCUAGAAACUGUUUCCAAGAACUUGGAUAUGAAGGUAAUGCAGCUCUUAGGAAAGAUUGAGGCUUCCACUUCUGAGCACUCUUCAAAUUUAAAGAUGGUCCAGGGAGAUUAUCAGCACGAAAUGAACAUUUUGGAAUUCAAAUUUAAUUCACUUUCUGCUAAUGUGUAUGAAGAAGUUGAAACCAAUCAAAAGUGGACAGAAAACCAGUUUAUCAAAUACAGAAAAGACCACCUGAGCCACAUAAAUGAAUGUCUGAAGGUUCUGCAGGAGAAACUGGAAAAGUCUGAAAAUAAGAUGGAAGAAAAAAUACUUCAGCUUUCAAGCAACCUGGAGAAUUUUGUUAACUCGCAGAAACAGGAAGCAGAACUAAACAAAGUAAAGCAUAUAGAAAAUAAAUUAUCCAAAAAGGUGAACCAAAUGGAAAAGCGGCUCUGGGGUGAAUUAGAGAAAAUGCAGAAUGACUAUCAAUCAGGAUUUAAAUCAAUUCUUGACUCUCUCAGCUCUCUCCAACAAAUACAGAAAACAAAAAUGGAUUUAGAGAAAUGUAAAGUACAGAAGGAUCUGAAGAAAUUACAGCGUAAGAUAGUGUCACUCCAGGAAGUCUAAUCUGCCAGUCUUCCUUCCCACCAGCUAGUGGAAUGGUUUUCUGGGAAAAGCUGGGAAGAAGAAAGUUAA